AUGGCAAGACUCGGGUGGGUGACUUUCUCGACUGACGGUAUCGUGACAGCCAACAAACGGGUUUCCUUUGUAUCUUCGGCUCUAAUGGCGGAGGGAUUGGCACUGCUGGAAGCGGUUCGAGCAGGACACCGGGAUGGGUUGCUGUCGGUGGUGUUCGAAUCAGAUUCUGUGCAACUUAUCAAAGCUAUUAACUCGGGAGUGAUUCUUCGUGAAAUCUACGGAGUGUUUUCUGAUAUUAUAUUUCUGUUUGUUUCUUUUAAGACUGCUUCUUUUGUGUAG
Messenger RNA from Eruca vesicaria subsp. sativa (arugula), 279 nucleotides. The record is from the annotation of a GenBank genome assembly. NCBI's taxonomy places the organism in Eukaryota, Viridiplantae, Streptophyta, Magnoliopsida, Brassicales, Brassicaceae.